UAUCGCUCAUCUCUGACUCUGGUGUUAUGCAAAACGCGUCUUGAUUUUUCUGUCGAACUUUUCAUUUUUUCAACUCUUAACCGAAGCCAGGAGGAGUCACCAUGGCCACGGCCGUGCCAAAUUGCGCCCCGAAACAGGAUCUUCCGCCACCCGGCGGCUACAAGAAGAUUCCCUUCGCCCGUGUACCUCCUAAAAGCUAUUUUACAGGCUUCACCAUGAUUGGCGCCUAUGUGGCAGUGACCACCGUGGGUCUGGGCAUCUACUACCUGACCGCUAAGAAGGUGAAACGCGACGAGAUCGAGAUGCGUUCCGCCCAGAAUGUGAUCUAUCCGAUCCUUAUUGCGGAACGGGAUCGCGAAUUCCUGCGCCAGUUGCGUCGCAACCGUGACGAGGAGGCUGAGCUGAUGAAGAACGUUCCCGGAUGGGAGGUGGGAACCUGGUACGGCGAGCCCGUUUACAAGACCCUGCCGGAAGAUACCCUGGUCACGCCCAUUUUCAAGGAGUUCUAUGCCCACUCCGACUGGAAAUCGUACGCCAAGCGUGCCCACCUCAAGCUCUGGUCCUAAAUCCUGGAUGUUCCUGGAUAUCCUGAAGCUGAUCCCCGCUGAUCAAAGCGGGUAGGGGAACUGCCCUGGAUUUAGUUAAUUGUAAAAGCCACAUUUUUUUGUUAGUAGAAUCGCUUAAGCGCUCAUUUUUGACUCAAUUACAUGCACCCGAUUGGUUCAAAAUGGGAA
Molecule: messenger RNA, 734 nt
Organism: Drosophila bipectinata
Lineage: Eukaryota; Metazoa; Arthropoda; Insecta; Diptera; Drosophilidae
Gene: ND-B16.6
Product: NADH dehydrogenase (ubiquinone) B16.6 subunit
Source: RefSeq, a predicted model, not a curated record